Cyclopterus lumpus (lumpfish) is the source of this 2565-nucleotide messenger RNA. RefSeq names its product testis derived transcript (3 LIM domains) (gene tes). Bases 215 to 2221 code for a protein of 668 amino acids. The transcript has 7 exons. The record is from RefSeq and is a predicted model, not a curated record. Gene Ontology annotation, molecular function: zinc ion binding. NCBI's taxonomy places the organism in Eukaryota, Metazoa, Chordata, Actinopteri, Perciformes, Cyclopteridae.
UGAGGUAAAUCUUUUUAACUCGAUGCUCGAUGCUUCGCAGGACCUCCGAGGAAAAGGACAAACCCCGGAGAGUGAACCGGGGCGGUGGUAGUGUCUCUCCGGUCCGUUUUCAGGCACUUUUUUUGGGGUGUUUUUUUUUGACAGUUGUUUCAUUGGCGGCUCAUCCGGUCGCUUCGUCUCCGCCGAGUGAACUUCGCUCCCACGGACAACAACCAUGGAGAUAGAGAAGGAAGUAAAGAAGAUGACCCUGGGUCACGAGUUCGGUGCCGGGGCGGCCUGCUUGAAGUGCAAGGACAAGUGCGAAGGCUUCGAGCUUCACUUCUGGAGAAAAAUCUGCCGUAACUGUAAAUGCGGCCUCACGGAGCACAACGUGCAGAUGAACUCCGAGGAGAACAAGAAGGUGGGCAAGCUGUUCGAGGACACCAAGUACACCGGCCUCAUCGCCAAGCUGAAGACGGACGGCAUCCCCAGCUACAGCGGCAGCAUGGUGACCAUCACGCUGCCCAGCUCCGGCACCGCCUACGCGGUGGCUCCGCCUUCGGCCGGCGCUGGUGUUGCGCAGCCUGCCGGGGGCGCUGCAGGGCCGGCACCCAGCGGCCCUCGGGGUCAGGGUCAGGGUCAGGCUCAAGGUCAGGCUUGGGGUCAGGGCCAGCCUCAGGGUCAGGGUCAAGGUCAGGCGUGGGGUCAGGGCCAGCCUCAGGGUCAGGCUCAAGGUCAGGCGUGGGGUCAGGGCCAGCCUCAGGGUCAGGGUCAAGGUCAGGCGUGGGGCCAGGCUCAGGGUCAGGCUCAAGGUCAGGCUUGGGGUCAGCCUCAGGGUCAGGCUCAAGGUCAGGCGUGGGGUCAGCCUCAGGGUCAGGCUCAAGGUCAGGCUUGGGGUCAGGGCCAGCCUCAGGGUCAGACUCAAGGUCAGGCGUGGGGUCAGCCUCAGGGUCAGGCUCAAGGUCAGGCUUGGGGUCAGGCUCAGGUACCGGCCAGCCUCACACCCGUCGGGGUCAACAGAGUGCCGGUUGCCGUCGGCGCCACGUCGGCCAAUCUGGUGCCGGUCUCCAAAGAUGUGCCGAUGAAGUCCGUCACCUACGAGUGGGCGCCGCCGGUCGCCAAUAAGUAUCUGGCGGUGCGUUACAUCGAGCUGCUCCCGCCGGAGAAGCGCCCGGUGGCCGGCACCGAGGGCGCCGCCUACCGCCGGCAGCAGAUGGCCCGCCAGCUGCCCGAGCACGACCAGGACCCGUCCAGGUGCCACGAGCUGAGCCCCGCCGAGGUCAAGCUGAUGGAGCAGUUCGUCCGCAAGUACAAGGACGAGGCCCUCGGGGUCGGAGACGUCGUGCUGCCCGAAGAGAUGGCGCUGGCUCAGGCCGGAGGGGCCGGCGUCGGCGCACCCGGUGCCAGAGGGGCAGGGUUCGGACCGGGAACCGGGGCCGCUGCCGGUUCUGGCCCAGGAGCUGCAGGCGCCGCUGCGGGGCCCACGGCUGGGGCAGGAGGUGGCGCUGGCUCGGGACCCGGAGCGGCGGGUAGAGGGGUCGGAGCUGGUGGUGCUGGACCACUUUCGGGGCCCGGGACCGGACCACCUGCUGCCGGAGCCAUGGGGACCGCUGGCGCUGCCGGAGCCAUGGCCGUCCCCGGAGCUCAGCAAGCUGGACCCCCACAGCGGGCCUUUUCGUGCCACCACUGCCAGCGGCCGAUGCGCGUGGGCGAGCCGGCCGUCUACGCCGAGCGGGCCGGCUACGAUAAGAUGUGGCACCCGGCGUGCUUCGUGUGCUGCACCUGCGAAGAGCUGCUGGUGGACAUGAUCUACUUCUGGAAGAAGGGGAAGCUGUUCUGUGGGCGCCACUACGGAGACAGCGAGAAGCCGCGCUGCGGAGGCUGUGAUGAGCUGAUCUUCAGUAACGAGUACACCCAGGCCGAGGGCCAGAACUGGCAUCUGAAGCACUUCUGCUGCUUCGACUGCGACUGCGUCCUCGCCGGAGAGACGUACGUGAUGGAGAGCGACAAGCCGGUGUGCCAGCCGUGCUACAUGGAGAGCUACGCCGUGAAAUGCGCCGCCUGCCAGAAGCCGGUGGAGCCCGAGGCCCAGAGGGUUUCCUACGGCGAGCACCACUGGCACGCCGAGCCGCGGUGCUUCAAGUGCUCCGGCUGCUCCACGUGCCUGGUGGGCCAGCGCUUCAUGGCCCAGCAGGGCUCCCUGUUCUGCUCCGUGGAGUGCAAGAAGAAAACGGCGGCGUGAAGAACGACUCAUCCAGAGACCCCCCCAAAAAAAAGCCCAAAAACUUUAAAAUCAGUCCUCUUCUUUCACGUGUUGCCUUUCUUCUUACUGAUGAGAUUACCUUUGUUUGUUUGUUUUUAAAUAUUAAAUCUGUGUCUUUAAUGGCAUCGGUGCUGUUCUACUCCUCUGGAACCAACUGUUGAUUUAAUAUGCCACUUUUUUUUUUACUGCUUCAUCCAUGCAAAAACAAAAACAAACAUAAAACUACUGAGACUCUCCUCUUUAAGACAGGUUUGGGGUUGCUUUGCUUCCACUGUAUUCCAGACCAAACGGAAAUAAAAUCAUAUUCAUGAUCAUAGUGACAA